AUGCAACAGGCCUCCUCGCCUGUCCUCCAGCAGCUCCGGUCACUGCACCCUGGCGCUCUCCAGACGCUACACCAGUCGCCCGACGGAACGCUAUAUCCCCACAAUCAGGUCUUGCCCGAGCUGCAGAACCUCCACACGAGCGAUGUAUACCAACAGCAGUACGCCCUGAGCGGGCCAUCGCACCAACAACCACCGUCGCAUGCGCUGCCCGUACAUUUCGAGCAACAUGCGCUCCCGCCUUCAGGGCCGUACCCGCCAUUCCAGCCGGCGGGCUAUCAGCAUGGCACGAGUCCGCGAUUCAUGAACGCGCCCCCUCCCCCGCUUCAAGAACACGCGCAACAGUAUCACGCAUCCUCUCAGACGGUACAACGACCGGUCCAGCAACUUCCUCUCCCGCCGCCUGCACCGCCAAUACUCGCAGCGCCGCAGCCACUGCCACGCCAUGUAGAACCAGCACCUCUGCUGCAUAAGCAGGAGAGCCAGGAUGGCGACGACACUCCGUUGUCCAACCAUGGCCAGUUCCAGGGUUUGAAGCUCAUAUCCAAUCCACCAGACUUGGAAGAAUGGAGAGAGAGACUGUUUCAUGUUGACGACAUGAUCACUCUGACUGAAGAGCAGUUCCAAACUUACUUCCCUCACAUCGACAACGUCUACUCGCAUCGCUCGACCCAGCGGCAUAAACGCAAACGCUUCGUAUCACACUACUGGGAUUGUCGACUCAAAGGGCGCCCACCCGGUACCAAGAAGUCCACAGAUCCAGACAAGAAGAAGAGGAAGAGGGUCGCAAGAGAGCGGGAUCUGUGCGAUGUCAAGAUCAAGAUCACCGAGUUCUUCGAUCGACGGGAGUACGAGGAACAACUUGGUCGACGACCACCUGGCACAGAGAACGAUCCGCCGAGCCCGGUAGCAGCGACUAUGCCGCUGAACCCCAAUCGGACGGGUCAGAAUCAGAACCCGCAGUUCUUUGGGCAGCAGCCGCUACUGCCGCAACAACCGGCUGGGGGUUGGGAUAUGCCUCCGAACAUGAGCGCUCAGCCAGCCAUGAACAUGCCAGAGUACGCUCCUUCGUCCGGCGCUCCGUCAAAGAAGUUCUAUACAUUCCAGAGGGUGAAUGGAAAUGGCGGGAAUGGCAAAGGCGAUGGCGUUGCCGGACCACAUAAGCAUUCGCUUGAGGAGAGUGACCGUGUGAAGAAGAAUAGUGUCAUUAGGUGGCAGGCCAAAAUCGACAAAGACGACAGGAAGAGAUCGCAGGGCGGAGAUCCAUCCAAGAAAACGUACCACAAAAAAGCCACCGGCAAUGCCUUGAUAACAGUCAAGAACCACUCCAAAGAAGAUGACCUAAAAUUAUACGGCAGCGCAUUCUGCCCCUUCGUCCAACGCGUCUGGAUAUCCCUAGAACACAAGCAAAUCCCCUACCAAUACAUCGAAGUCGACCCCUACAAGAAACCUCAAUCCCUCCUCGACGUCAACCCGCGCGGUCUCGUCCCCGCCCUGCGCCACGGCCCUACAUGGUCGACCCAUGAAUCAACCGUUAUAAUGGAGUAUCUCGAGGACCUGCAAGCUGGACCCCACCUCCUGCCGCCUGAUGCGCAAACGCGUGCUACCUCGCGUCUUUGGGCCGACCAUGUAAAUCGGAAUGUUAUACCGUGGUUUUAUAAAUUACUUCAGUGUCAAGACGCUGGCGAGCAAGUGUCUCACGCGAAGGAACUGAGGGAUCAGAUCGGGAAACUCGUUGAUGCCGCGGAUGCUACCGGGCCUUUCUUUCUUGGUCCGCACAUCUCCUUCGUGGAUGUGCAGAUAGCGCCCUGGGUUCUGCGGUUAAGGCGCGUGUUGGGUCCGUAUAGGGGGUGGCCUGAGGCGGAAGAAGGGAGUAGGUGGAAGAGGUGGAUUGAUGCGAUUGAGGCGGAGAGGAGCGUGAAGAUGACGACGAGUACGGAUGAGCUUUAUUUGGAUAGUUAUGAGCGGUAUGCGGAGAAUAGGCCCGGGACUAGUAUGUUGGCGGAUGCGGUUAAUAGUGGGAGGGGGUUGCCUUGA
Molecule: messenger RNA, 2034 nt
Organism: Alternaria hordeiaustralica
Lineage: Eukaryota; Fungi; Ascomycota; Dothideomycetes; Pleosporales; Pleosporaceae
Exons: 5
Coding region: 1-2034 (677 amino acids)
Cellular component (GO): cytoplasm
Source: RefSeq, a predicted model, not a curated record